This is a messenger RNA of Morchella sextelata, 297 nucleotides long. RefSeq lists its product as uncharacterized. The record is from RefSeq and is a predicted model, not a curated record. The transcript has 6 exons. Bases 1 to 297 code for a protein of 98 amino acids. NCBI's taxonomy places the organism in Eukaryota, Fungi, Ascomycota, Pezizomycetes, Pezizales, Morchellaceae.
AUGAUCGAUCUCGUGUCACUGCGAGCAAUAGCCUACGAAAAUACAGGCCGACAAAUCGCCAGUGAUAUCUUGAAGCAUCAAUUAAUAGAUGAUUAUUUUGGCCCCGGAAUUGGGCAAGCGUUUGGAACGGGAUGUACCUACUCUGCCAUAUGUCUCUCAGUGGUCGGGGCUGGCAUAGCUUUCGAAUUUCGCCCGAUGUGCGACAAAGCAGCUGCAGAUUCAAAUAAAGUUUCUUAUUCACCAAGGCUCAAACAAGAAGGGCCACAGGAGAGAUCUAAGUUCAAGUGGGUUCCUUAA